This is a messenger RNA of Aspergillus terreus NIH2624, 501 nucleotides long. RefSeq lists its product as uncharacterized. NCBI's taxonomy places the organism in Eukaryota, Fungi, Ascomycota, Eurotiomycetes, Eurotiales, Aspergillaceae. The coding region runs from base 1 to 501 and encodes 166 amino acids. The record is from RefSeq and is a predicted model, not a curated record. The transcript is spliced from 4 exons.
AUGACGCACCCCGCCGUCCUGGACAACCUAGAAGAGGAAAUCGAAGAUUGGAACACGACGAAGCCGCAUAGCUUCAGACCAAUCCGAUUCGUACCGCGAGGCAAGGAUAUGCAUCAAAGGUUUCCAGAGAUAUGGAUGCUGCUCCCAGUCCACGUGGUCGGCGUCCAAUACUACCAUAUUGCAAAGAUCGUUCUCGCCUUUACGCAGAGUUCGAGCCCUUCACGUACAUAUGCAAAUCUGAGAAAUUCGAGAAGCAUUGAGCCAUGCGCAGACAUCUACUUCUUGUACUGGGGUCUGGCAAAGUCAAACCCAAAGGCCGAAAAUACACUGUUCACUGCGCGUCACAGUUUAGUGGCUUGGGGCUGGGUCCUUCGCCACAAGCUGGAUCAAGAGGCCGCCGAGAAUUUGCUACAGGGCAUGGAGGCAAAGACAGGAUGGGACGUGGCCCAAUCAAUCCAAGUGUUAAGAGGGCUCUGGAAUGAGGAAGAUUCAGACAACUAG